Molecule: messenger RNA, 267 nt
Organism: Sphaeroforma arctica JP610
Lineage: Eukaryota; Ichthyosporea; Ichthyophonida
Exons: 1
Source: RefSeq, a predicted model, not a curated record
AUGUUUGGCAGCAUCACAAACCAGACCAUCCAGUGCCCCAUCUGCCGUGUAGACGUUGACCGUAGAUCGCUCAUGACCGCCCCUCGCGCCAGUCGAUUCACAGUCGACCCAAACAAAGCCUUUCAGAUGAGUACCAAGAUGAAGCAUCUCAUGGACGGCUUAGACGCUCUCAUUCACAGGCGCAGGGCACGGGAUCCGAAUGCGGGCAAGGCCAUUGUGUUUUCGCAGUGGACGUCUAUGCUGGACUUGGUUGAGAUUCCCCUCAAG